AUGUCGGCCCAGCAGGCCCAGUUCCUCCAGGCGCUGCAUGGGGUGAAGCGAGCGCUCAAGCGAAAAGCAGACGACUCCGACAGCGAUGCCUCCAUCCACGCGCCCACAAAUCGCGGCCACAAACUCCAGCGGCGCGCCAAAUACGUGCAGAGCGGCCAUCUCGAUUCCACCGGCGGUCUGCGAGCCUACCGCAAACCAGUCACGCAUGCAGGCUACACGCGCAACACCAUCCACACCGCCCCAAACUUCUAUAAUGAAGACGGCGAACUUUACAACAGCGACGAUGAGGCGCAAGGCCGAAUCCCCGAGCCCGCGGAAGACGACCCCUUCGCCGAGUCCAUGUCGCUCGCCAUCCUCCUCCGCCCUCUCAUCGCCGCCAGCGAGCUGCCCGACCAUCCAACCCUCAGCCAACCUUUCAAGAGCAAGGCUCUGGUGCAAAUGAUUGACGAGGUGGCAGAAAUGCAAAGGAAGGAAAGAGCGGGCUUGUGGAAGGCUAAAAGAUUGCUACAAAGGUUCCGAGGCGAUGCGGAUUGGGUGCCCUGUGACGUCUUCGAAACCGAGCAUGACGACCUGCUGCUCUUCCAGGGCUAUGGUGUGGAGAGCGACGCGGCGAUUGAGUUAGAGAGCGCGGCUCCGAGUCUGGCCAUUGGUCAGGAUGCCUCAGAGGUUGCGCCGAGCGUCGACGAAGCCGCCGCUGCGCCAGUCGCCAAUGGCACGGCUCCAGACCACAUGAAUGGCAUCGAGACCACGGACAUGGCCGUGCAGCAAGCUGUUGCGGAGAAGUCGGGUGACCUGAAGGAUACAAAAGCAGCCGAGAACGAGCGCGACGGGACAAACACAUCCGCUCCAAACGGAGAAGACGCGACCACAACACAAGACCAAGCAACCACCGACACAAAAGACACAAACGGCGAACCGCUGACCUCCGUCGAAAACACCACCGCAGACGCCGAAGCAGCCAGCGAAGUAACCUCCAACUCCGGCAAAGAAACAAACGGCACAAACCAACCCCAACACGCCAUGACAACGCGCGCCCGCGCCCGCUCCCCCAUCGCCUCCCCCUCCCAAUCCCCCAGCCCAAGCGACUCCGCCUCCGCCGCCCAAAUCCACCCCUGGUUCCAAACCCCCGCCUCCGCCCUGCCCGACCGCGACCUCGGCCUCCCCGCCCCAGAAGCAGAAGAGUCGCGGCGCCUGCUCCUCCUCUACGUCCAAAAGCAAGAGAACAUCGUCCGCAUGCUCGACACGCUGUACGCGGGUCUGCAGCGCGCGGACCGCACGCGCAAAGCUGUGUUGCAGGCUUGCAAAGCGGAGGGGCAUAUGAAGGACGAUGGGAAGGGGAACUGGGUGACGGAGAUGAGCGAUGGGGAGGACUGGGUUGAUCCUGCGGAUUGGGGGAUUGAGGCGAGGGAGUUGAAGGUGCAGAAGGAUGGGACGCUGGGGUUGGAGAAGGGGAAGGAUGAGGUGGAUGAGAUUGGGGAUGAGGGGGAGGGGAGAAGGGGUGGGAGGCGGAGGAGGGUGAAUCGGAUGUAG
Molecule: messenger RNA, 1530 nt
Organism: Neohortaea acidophila
Lineage: Eukaryota; Fungi; Ascomycota; Dothideomycetes; Mycosphaerellales; Teratosphaeriaceae
Product: RXT2-like protein
Exons: 2
Coding region: 1-1530 (509 amino acids)
Biological process (GO): negative regulation of rDNA heterochromatin formation; negative regulation of silent mating-type cassette heterochromatin formation
Cellular component (GO): cytosol; Rpd3L complex
Source: RefSeq, a predicted model, not a curated record